This is a messenger RNA of Paramecium sonneborni, 1297 nucleotides long. Lineage: Eukaryota; Ciliophora; Oligohymenophorea; Peniculida; Parameciidae. The record is from the annotation of a GenBank genome assembly.
AUGAAUUACACAUUAGAGGGAAAAGUUAAAAUAGAUUAAUUUCUGCAAAUACUCAAAAUUUUCUCUUAUCCUAUUAUUAUAUGUGAUGAUGAAAGUAUUUAACUGAUUUUAACUAAAAGAAAUGCAAUUUUCAGAAAUAAUGGAGAAUUAAAAAUUUAAUGAACUCAAUAAAUCAGAUAAACCUGCUAGCUUUGCUUAAAUAAAUAAUGAUUUCUUUAAUGAAUUUCAAUCUUAAAUUAGAGAAAACCAUCUUAAAUUUGCAGAAACUAGUUGCCUAAACAUAAAAAUGUAGCAAGAUGUUUGUUUAUUAAAUUCUUAAUUGAACUAUAUUUGCUGUUAAAUUCCAAUUGAUAUAAUAUAUAAAGCAUUAAAGCCAUUAGCAAAUUCUCAAAUAAAAAUUUUAAAAUUUUCUUUCACCUACCUACUAAUAGAAAAAAAUUAUGAUAACAAAUACAUUUAAUUACAUUUUAUAGUAGGAGCAUACUCAGAAAAAGGUUUCUUUACUAUCAUGAAACCAGUAUAAUUGCUUUAAUAAAGGGACAUAGAGCUCCCAAAUUUAAAAAAUAAAUUAAUUACUAUAAAUUAUGAAAAUUGCAAAACAAUAGCUUAGCAAAUGAAAAAAUAUCCAAUUGAAAUGAGUUGUAAUGUUGAUGAGAUAUCAUUUUCUCCAUUAUCUAUGGAUUCAGAAUAAAUUGAUAUCUGGUCUGGAGCUUUGCCAUAUUAUAAUUCAUCUUUUGUAGAAGAAAUUUAUGGUAAUUUAAUUAUUUAAGCUAUAUAUGCAAAGACUUAUAAUCCAAUUUUAAGUUACAGUUAAAAAAUUAAAUAAGAUUGCACAAUUUAUAUCACUCCUGUUGAAGAUGAUUCAAAAGUGGCCCUUUUAUAUUUUGUAGCUAGUGAAUAGAAUAUUAUUAUAUGUAAUAGAUAGCAAAUUAUAACAAAUGAUGAUUCAAGAUAAAAAGGUAGAUUGUUUUCAAAUUUAAGCGAGGAUAUGAUCUAAGAAAUAGAAGAAAUUGGUAGUUAAAUUGAGAAAAAGUUUUCUUAAAUCUAAAUAACUACAAAUGUGAAAGAUAAUUACAAUAGUUGCUAUGACAAUUAACCUUUAAAAAUGGCAUAUUCAACUAUAGAGGAUAACAAUAGUAAAAUGUAUAGUACAAUCAAUUAGAAGGAACCAUUAUUGUUUAUUCCACCAAAAGUGACAGGAUCAAUUAACGAUGCGAUUUUGGAUUACAUGACUAGAAAUUCAUGUAAAUAGACAGCAACUACUUUAUCAAGAUAUAAAUCAAAUUAUUAAACUUGA